AUGACGGCGACGCGAUGGACGCCGCGCGACGCCGGCGGCGAAGCGACCAUCGCGACCUGGAACGACGAGCCCGAGGAUGAGGAGGAGGAGGAGAAUGAGACCGCGGCCGCGGCGGAGUCGUCGUCGUCUUCCGAAGACGACGACGCCGGCAUGCGCGUCGCGGCGCUGCCCGCGGACGGCGACCCAGACUUCGACUCCGGCCCUCCGAUGGACGGCCUGGAGUACCUCCGACGUGUGAGGCACGAGGCGAAGCAGGUACCGGACGUGAUGGUGUCGUCCUCGAUGCCGCCGGAGUCGCGGUCGCGGUCGUCGACGUCGACGUCGGCGUCGGCGUCGCUCGAUCGAAGGCGCGAACUCGCGGCGGCGUCCGCGUCGCGUAAAGGGAGCCAGCUGUCGCGCGCGCAGCGUAACGCCGCGUGCGUGCCCGCGCCGCCGCACGCGAUCAUGGACCGCGCGUGGCGCGACGCGUUCCUCGCGGACUUUUCGGACGUCCGAGCGGCGAUGACGCGCGCGAUGGCGCGGCUCGGGAACGACGGCGGCGGCGGCGACGGCGCGCGCGCGGCGGCGGCGGCGGCGACGAAGGCGUCGGACGCGGCGCUGGCGGGCGAAGACGACGACGACGAGGUCGUCGUCGACGACGAGGUCGUCGUCGACGACGACGACGACGGUUCAGGGGAUGGACAUUCGCCGCAUUGGUUCGCGCACGAGAGUCUCCUGCUCGAGAUCGACGACCUCACGAGCGCGGCGUUGUUGCGCGAGCACGCGCGCGCGAUCGAAGCGUCGGUCGACGACGACGACGACGACGACGACGACGGCGACCGCGACGGUUCGUCCCCUGAACCGUCGCCGAUAUCGUUCUCGCGACGCCGCGCGGCGUGGUUCUUCGCGCUGUCCGCGCGCGUGGGCCUCCCCCUGGACGCGGAGACGUCCGCGGCGAUCAGAGCCGCGGCGAAGGCGCUGUCCAAGUUGCGCGCCUCGACGCGACGCGCGACGGAUCCGUCGUUGCCGCGGCUGCAGGUGUGCUACGCCAUUGCGGGGAGGUACUUCGGGCAGGGCGAGCCGGAGUGA
Messenger RNA from Micromonas pusilla CCMP1545, 1068 nucleotides. RefSeq lists its product as uncharacterized. Gene Ontology annotation, biological process: spliceosomal snRNP assembly. The transcript has a single exon. NCBI's taxonomy places the organism in Eukaryota, Viridiplantae, Chlorophyta, Mamiellophyceae, Mamiellales, Mamiellaceae. Gene Ontology annotation, cellular component: nucleus; SMN complex. The record is from RefSeq and is a predicted model, not a curated record. Bases 1 to 1068 code for a protein of 355 amino acids.